AUGACGUGGAAGGAGUGGAAUGCCUUGAUGCCUCUCCCGAAGAACAGGCCAGUGCUCUCGAUUACACUAGUAAAUAUAGAAUUUCUCGAAAACUUUGAUGGCGGGGAGGCAACUUUGGAGGAAGGCUCUUCAAUACCUGAAGAAAAUACAGACGCUGCAUUGCCACCACCACCGCCACCUCCUCCAGCAAUAACAUCAUCUCUAGCAGAUGCAUUGGCAAAACCUGGCCCGAGUGGCCUUAAUCAACAAGGAACAGCCUCGAGAGUCACAAGACCUAAUUCGGCACACAGCUGGAAAAUUCACGAAACGACUUCGCAACUCUGGCUGAGACACAAGUUUCAUGCAUGGAGAUGUUUGCAAAAUCGAUGGAGAAGAUGGCCGAGAAUGACAGGCAGAGAAACGAAAACGAAAGAGAAAAGAACGAGAUUCUCCGCACACUCGUCGAAUCUCAAAAAAAGCGGGACCAAGUUAUGAAUAACUUGAC
Messenger RNA from Neodiprion fabricii, 484 nucleotides. RefSeq lists its product as uncharacterized. Lineage: Eukaryota; Metazoa; Arthropoda; Insecta; Hymenoptera; Diprionidae. Bases 1 to 474 code for a protein of 157 amino acids. The record is from RefSeq and is a predicted model, not a curated record. The transcript has 5 exons.